CAGUAUAAAGCAAGUAUUAUGAAAAAAUAAUUGUUUGAGGUUGCAGCUAACCGCAUUUAAACGUAGACAGCCUAAGUACUCAACACGAACAAGUUUCAAAUCGUCUGUACCUAAGGCCUGUUGAAUUAAUGGUUGUGAAAUGCUGUGCAAUACCCUCCCGCAUUUAUUAAACAAGAAAUCUGAAUCAAAGUAUCUAUAGUUAAACAAUGCGAACUUUGUUAUCUUGUGUUUGUUUUGUCAAGGUUCUGUUUUUUUUUUUGCCUUAAAGUGCUUUCACGCUGUUUUCGUUUCUAUGUUCUAGUGCAGCACUGCCAAGCCUCUGUAGGGUGUGUCGGCCACGCCUCGCCUUCUCGCCGGCUUUUUGCCAGUGCAUCCAACCUGCUUACGAAGGUAAAUAAAGAUAUUGUAUUCCAAUAAAGUGAGAACUCUUCAUUCACUCUUUCUCACACAGUGAUACAUGCUGUCAUGACCACGUAAAUGACCGAUGGUUAGGUUAGGUAUGGAGUUUCUCGACGUCUUCUCCUCGCGGCGCAUUUUUACACUGCAGGUAGACUGCGGCUGAGUAGUCUGCAAAGGAGCUGCCGAAGGGCUCACCCGCUCACGGGCUCUCUUGAAAAGAGAGAGGUGUCACGCGCACGAUGGCGCCAGGGCCGGCAACACGGCGAGCAACGCCAGGAGCGGCGCCGGCACACCCAGCAGCAGGUGGACGAUCGCAGACACGGACGCCCAUAGUGGCGCCGCCUACCGCCGGAGUGGCCACGCAGCAAGCAACCAGAGUUCAAAUGCCGGCAAUACCGGGCUGCCCCGCGGGCCUGGAAUACCUCACGGAGAUCGACCGCCUUAUCGUCGUCCAGUCUGUAGAGCUCUUAAAUACACUCUUCCCGGACCGGGUGGGGAGCAGGUAUGUGGUGACGAACACGAUGAACCAGUUUGUCUUCAGUGUGGUCGAGGACUUCAACUGCUUCAGGCGAACCUUGGGCCACUUGCGGCCCUUCCAGAUGGCGGUGCGCGACUUCCGCAAUGCCGAAGUGUUGCGGCUUGACCGGCCACUUCGCUGUGAUUCAUGUCUCUGCUUUUGCUGCCUUCAGGACCGCAUAUACUUCGAGGGCGGAGUCGGUGGGACGUGCCUGCGUUGUGCCUGGUACCUAGCCAGCAGACCUCGAUAA
Molecule: messenger RNA, 1166 nt
Organism: Dermacentor andersoni
Lineage: Eukaryota; Metazoa; Arthropoda; Arachnida; Ixodida; Ixodidae
Source: RefSeq, a predicted model, not a curated record